Molecule: messenger RNA, 8999 nt
Organism: Salpingoeca rosetta
Lineage: Eukaryota; Choanoflagellata; Craspedida; Salpingoecidae
Product: Megf11
Exons: 59
Coding region: 85-8757 (2890 amino acids)
Molecular function (GO): calcium ion binding; carbohydrate binding
Source: RefSeq, a predicted model, not a curated record
CUCUCCUGCUGUCCUCUUUUUGCGUUUGUUUGGUUUUGCGCGCACCACCAUCCACGACCGACUGUGCUUCUUUGUUUGAGAGUGAUGAUGCAGCAGGUGAGGGGUGCACGAGGUGUGCUGCGGCUGCUGCCACCGCUGCCCAUGCUCGCUCUGCUGUUUGCAGGGAUCGUUGCGUCCCUGCACUUGUGUGCACAUGCCAUUCCAACAACGCCGUGUCAUCAUGGCGCACUCACCUCCAGCAAAUGCGAGUGUGACCCUGGCUGGAGCGGCGAUGAGUGCAACGUGGUGAAACCAACCAUGAAGACGUGCCAGGCUUGGAAAGCGGCGCUGGGCACCGACGCCAAGGAUGGAGAGUACAUCAUCCACUCUGCCGCAGCCAAUGGCGGGUGCACACCGAAGCAGCUGCGCUUCGCGCUGGACACGUCCCGCUCGUCGCCGUGCGCCGACAGCCCGUGCGAGAACGGGGGCACGUGCGUCCCUGGUGAGGGCGGAUACACGUGUCUCUGCUCGGGCCCGUGGGAGGGCAACGACUGCUCCAUUGAGUGUGAGGACGGGCUGUGUAAGGAUCUCCCGUGCACGUGUGAACACGGCGGCGUCUGCAGCGAGGACACGUGCAUCGAGGAAGACAGCAUGCCACCGUGGUGCUCCCUCACCAAGCACUACGAUGAGGACAAGCAGCGCGGCGACUGUCUCAUUCACGCGUCAAAACCGUUUGUGAAGCCCUCGCCCAACACCCCACCGCCGAGCCCGCCGCCGCCCCCGCAGCAGGGGUUUGGCCACCAGUGCCUGCAGGCAAACGAGGGUGAGGAAGUUGUGCUGUCGUGUGCACAGGACAAGCGGCUUGUCAUUGCUGCGAUCCAGUUUGCGAGCUACGGAACGCCGACUGGCACAUGUGGCGAUUUCAAACAGGGAUCGUGUCAUGAGCCAACAUCGGCGGGAGUGGUGGAGGACCGCGUGUUCAACCGGACGUGCGGAUGGUUUGGGAAACACAUUGCCGUGCAGUACAAGUGUGGAUUUGAAGUCGAGGGCGAGUGGAUCACGGUUGAUGACGAGCUUCUGGCGAAUGUGUUGGAGAUGAAGGUCAUCACACACGCAGCGUGCGGCGGGUCCGCCCCUGGCGUGACAAUUCACAGCGAUGUCGGUGUCAGCAUGUCUGGAGCAAGCAGCUGCGGCGAUCCUUGGUGGGUGCUGGUUGAGAUGACGCUGCCGUUCCGUGUGACGGGCGUCUCGGGCACAAUUGAGGUGACCAACUCUCUCGAUGACACCGCGCAGUGCGACGGCGACUGCUGGACAGCCAACAUCACCUCUCUGCUGCCAUCAUCAUCGUCACCAUCGUCUUCGUCAUCAUCGGUCGCGCACGUGCCGGCGCCCGGUGUAUACUUCGGGACACCAACCACUGCCCUGAAGCGGGGCGGGGAGCUGUAUCACGUGUACUUCCAUCGCACGUGGCGCCUGCCCACCACAUUCCUCGAUACACCAACGUCGUCACUCGUCAUCGCUGUCGCUGCAACGGAGACUGCGCACCCGACACUCAACUUCAACCUGGAGGUGUUCCAGACGGCAGAAGCUGAGCAAGGGGUGGUUGCGACAUAUUCGUUCGACACUCCAAUCAACACCGCCGACAGCACAAUUGUUCCGGAGGAGGGAAGACCGCAGGGCGUCUGUGCACAGUGCCCGACAUGGGAGGAUACAGGGAUCAGCGGUGGCGCCCUUCGCUUUGACGCCGACAAGAAGCAGAGCAUCAUCCUGGGCUCCACGAGUGCGCUGCACAUGCGGCCGGCGUGGUCGGUGGCCAUGUGGGUAAAGCCCGUCUACUCAAACUGCAACCACGAUAUCUGCGACAACGAGCCGCUGUUGUGCACGGAGGAUUCAACGUCUGGGCGCCUCUGUCUUCUCAUCGACGGAAACACGAAGCUGCCUGUUCUCGACACGCUGAGGUGGCACGUGCGUGGUGAUCGGAUUGUGCACGAGAAGCAGUGGACACAUCUCGUGUUUGCGCUCUCGAACACAACGGCAACUGUCUGGGUUGACGGGUAUGCGACGACAAUGGAUAUCAUGAGCGUUUACGACGGGCGCUCUCGCCUCCUACUCGGCCAAGACUUUACGGAAUAUUAUUCCGGACACAUUGACGAGUUGAUUGUGUUCAGUCGAAUCCUGACGCAAUCUGAGGUGGAAGCGCUGUCCGGAAUUGAGCCGACAGUCCUCCCUCGCACGCUGUUUGACUUUUCCAGCCAAUAUCAGAGUGCGUCCGGGCUGGCGUCGAUCACGUGUGUGAACACCACCUGCCCGCACAUCAGAUGGAAGGACGUGGGCGGUCUUGGCGUCUACUUUCCACCGGCACCAAAGAGCUGCCUGCCUGUUGCUGAUGUCGAUGCACUUGGGGUGUCGUUUGACAAGUCGUUCACGGUUGCUGCUUGGAUCAAUCCAGACACCACCACCAGCAUGCUGCCACUUGUCGUCUUCAACAGCAACCCGAUUCUCGGUGCUCUCGCCAUCACCAGCGGCUUCCUGCAGCUCCUCACCAGCGGGAGCACAUUCCGACACACAGCACCGAUUCGCGCUCGCUCGUGGACACACGUCGCACUUCGCGUCUCAACAACAGCAAAGGCCAUCACCCUCUUCGUCAACGGCGAGGGCCAAACGAUGACGCGCGCGCCGAAUUUGAGAGCAGCGGACGUGGUUCGCAUUGGAUGCGGGCACGAUUCGUUCAUUGGGUGGAUGGACGACGUUGCAUUUUACGAUCAUGUUCUCGACGAUUCCGACAUUCGCGCGCUCGCGUCUCAACUGGCGCCAAAGGGCAUCAGCGCGGCGGGUGCCGGGUGCGACUUUGAGACGAGCAGCUGCACGUGGACGGGCGACGCGUGGACACGGCGGCGCGGGCCCAUGUCCGACGAUGCCAAUCACGGCCCAGUCGAGGAUUACAUGUUGCAGUCGCUUCGAACGACAGAUGUGCAGUGCGCAUUCAAUCACCACACCUUUCGCAUUGUGGAUAUGGAAACGCAAUACACAUUUGAUGAAGCCGUCAAAUUUGCGACGUACAUGGGAGGGCACCUUGCCACGAUUGUAACGAGGGAAGAGCAGCUGUGUGUGUUUGGCGCCACAAGUCGCCCCGUGUAUAUUGGAGGGCAGUUCGACACCGACGAAAACACGUGGAAGUGGAUUGCUGGUCCUGAGAGUGGAACGAACAUCAACAAAGGGUUUCAAAACUUUGCGGCACAGACUGCGCACCCAAAGCCAAACCUGGUGAUGAACUUCCCUGGCGAUGCGCACGGGACGUGGCGCGGGUGUGACGAUCGCAGCUGCUCGUUCGUGCGCGGAUUCAUUGUUGAGUUUGAACAGCCCACAGGGCAAGUGUAUGCAUACGACGCUGCGGGCAACGACACGCGCACAGAGUGGAACGACGAUACAGAGUUUCUGAACUGCUUCCACGAUGUCGGCGACAUUGCACUCCUCAACUCAUCCGUCCCAUCUGCGGUGCACCGGAACACCCGCGUCCUGGCCCAACAUUCGGUGCACGUGGGCACUGCCACGCCCUCGUCCCGCAUGACCAUCACCGCAACGUUCAUUGCCGUGAACCAGUGGGGCAGCAACGCCAGCGUGCACAUGCACGUGAACGACAAGGAGGUGUGGAUGUGGCGCCCCGCUGUUGGUGACAGCGAGCACAAGCUGCCAUCGUACAUCUGCGAUGAUGAGGACGGGCACUACUACCACACGUCGGGGCUCAAGGACCGGUCGCUGGAAGUGGAUGUGGGGGCGCCGGGCAACGGUGUCCUGUCCAUCCGGCUCGAAGGUGUUGGCAUGGGCGGCGACGCGCUCUUGGCCAUGCAGCAGUUCACAGUCGAUGUGGAGCGCCCUGGUCCUGCUGCUGUGUGUAUGGAUGGAAGUCGCGAGCCGUGCUAUGUCGCUGCCACCGUCGCUCCAGACACAUCCACGCCCAUUCUCUCCUCCGCCUUCCUCGCACCACCCGCCGAUACCAAUGCUUGCAGGCACGAGGGGUUGCGAUUUUGGUACAACAUGCGGGGCGAGCAGUGGCAGAGCGCCAACACGUGCAGCGACUUCGGCUGGACGGUCAUUAACGACACGACAAUUUGCUCAUCGAGCUCGAUCGACGGCCAGUGCCAUGAUCUGUCGACGUACAACACGGCUGCGUCGCUGUGUGCCGGCGUCGGUGCUCGCCUCUGCACAUUGGAUGAACUGCGAACGGCACCGGCAGAUACAGACGCGUGUGGACAUGAAGACGCCCGCGUGUGGUCCUCAACACCGUGCGAUGAAGAUCGUGUUGUGACAGCGGUCGUUGGCACGGACUCACGCGCCAAGGCAGAGUGCUCGUCGAUCCUCAAUCUUGCCGCCAAAGUCCACUGCUGCGCCGAUGCCGCCAUCACAGGCGAUCCUGCGCGCUUGGAUGUGCGCGUGUCCUCUGUUCAGUCGACGACGAAGAAGACAACCCCAAAGAUUGUGUGGGCCGCACUCGGAGGCAGCGACGAGUGGGUGGAAGCAACGGUUUCGUUGAAGGACCUUGAUGACCCGCUUCUCCCGUUCCAAAUUGAAUUCUUCGGCGAUUUCGUGAGCGGUCCGGACCACGCCCACUCCUCUGCUGCCGUUGCCGUGGACAGCAUUUCGUUUGAGGGCUGUGAACCUUCCACAAACCAUGGCAAUGAGGACGACUUCCAAAUCUACCAGCUCAUUCGCAGGGGCAUGCUGGCAUUUGCGUUGACCAGCGGCACGUGGACGACGAGUGGGCAAUCGGUCCAUGCGACCACGGCAACAGCAGCGGCGUAUGCGGCGGUCAACGAUAAUAGCGACAAGAAGGCUGCCGAUGCUGAUGCGAGCGCCUACUUGCAGUUGGGGAGUCAGGACUUUAAUGCUCAAGUCACCAUCACGGAUCUUGCAUCAUCGUCCAUUUCACUCGUUCUAAACGGCGGGCAGCUGGACGGCAAAAUGACGUUUAGCGCCAGCAAGGCGACGUUUAGUGGCGAUUUGUUGGGCGGCGCCCCCACAAGCGUGGAUGUUCCAUCGUCGCUGCCGCCGCAGUUUACGCUGUUUGUGAAGCGCCACGGCACCGCACUCUCAUUCUUCCUCGAGUCGACAUUGCUGCACAGCACUGACGUCGGCAACUUGAAUCUGCACCAUUUUGGUGUUGUCGCAGACAAGGGCGUCUCCGUCACAGAUGCAAGCGUUGCGCUGGUGUUUCAUGAGGACGACAGCACUGACGACGAUACACAGCCAGCAGAGCCAGUCAUCGAACAGACGGACAUUCCAGUGCUUGCAAGCACAGAUGAUGCCGUUGAGCACCCUGACGGUACUGUUGUUACGAAGACUGGGUCACUGGAUAUGGUGCGUGUGCAGCACAGCCAGUCCACAUCCAACAAGCGCGGGAUCGUUGGCAUUCGAUUCACACAUGUACCACUCUCCCGUGAAGACACCGUCACCAACGCCUACAUCCAGUUCACAGCGUCUGCGACCAGUGGAAGCGCUGCGCCGACGCUGACGAUUGCAGCCGAACUUUCACGAACGUCCAUUUCGUUUGAAAACGUCUUGCAUGGGGCGCCUAUGAAGGCGGAGGACAGCGAUAGCGCAGGCGGAGUGAAGUACUUCCUGUCCUCCCUCUUCUCCAGCAGCGACGCGUGUACAUUCAUUGGCGGUACAUACGAGGGAGGGGCACGCAACGACGACCGGCUCAGAGUGACCAAGUACUGGACUGCGAGUGGGGAGCUGGUGGCCCCGACGUCGCCAACACAGCCCGUGAUUCGGUAUCUUGAGUGCCGUCUCUCCGAUUCUGUUGCCGAUCAUGAGCUCUCGGACAGGCAGCGCACCACACACGCGGUGGCGUGGCAGCCAAAUGCGUGGGUGAAGGGCGAUCGAGGGGAAGACCAGCAGACACCGGACCUGUCUCCGCUCAUCAACGAGGUGGUGCAGCAGUGGGAUUGGGCUGCUGGUAAUGCCAUCAGCAUCUUCAUUGCCGGUCACAGCGACGCUGGCUCGUCUCGCAGUGCAUAUGCGUUUGACAGUGGGCAAAAGGACUUUGUGCCCACGCUGCAUAUUGAGUACACGUCAAGUGCUGUUGCGCCGGAACAAGAUCUCGAAGCCAUUUGCGUGUUUCCUUUCAAGUUCAACGACAAAGAAUACUUUGCGUGCACGGAGGAUGCGAAUCCCCUCCAGCUGUCCGGUGACACCUCCCGUCCCUGGUGUGGAACAGCCCCUGUGGCCAGUGAGCGCGACUUUGGGUUCUGCACAUCGCAUCUGGUGUCGACAUACGGUGGCAACUCCAACCCAGGCAAUUACACCGCCCACUGCGCUUUUCCUUUCGUCUACCAGGGCCGCACGUACACGGACUGCGUGUCGUUCACUGCAUCUGAUGGCCGUGAUGGCGAUCCGUGGUGCAGCACAACCCUCAACUAUGACGAAGACGGACUGUGGGGGUUUUGUGAGAUUCCAACUUACGGAGGAACAGCUGGUGGUGCACCGUGCAAGUUCCCCUUCUAUCUGUCUGGCAAGCGCUACACGGAGUGCACGACUGAUGGCGGUCGAGGCGCUGACCGUGCGUGGUGCUUCACGUCCGACACGACGGAGACAGACAGCGCAGGGGCGGCAUGGGGGUACUGUACCGAUGGAUCCGAGACUGUUUCGUCGUGGGGGUUCGAAUGCACGUGCCCACCCGGGUUUGAAGGGCACAGGUGUGAGCGCACGUGUGCAGAGGGAACAUAUGGCCGCAAUUGUCUUGGAACGUGUGCUUGCAAGCACGGAGCAGACUGCAACCCUGUCACAGGCGAAUGCAUCUGUGCUCCCGGGUGGACGGGUCCUGACUGCAACACGCCUGACAGCAGCGGCGGCAAAUUCUCGUGCAGUCUUUGCAUUAAUGCAGAUCCAGACUGGAAGUGCACAGAAAGCGACACCCAAUGCAAAUGCGCAGCAGGCUGGUCCCUGCCCUACUGUGUUGAAGAGUGUGCUCGUGGCAUGUACGGCAAGAACUGCCAGCAGCACUGCGGGUGCAAGCGCGAUGCUGUCUGUGAUGCAAUCACGGGCGAGUGUGACUGCCCACCCGGCUACACCUCGCAAUCCAAGUGCGCCGACCCGUGUGCCCCUGGGACGUUCGGUGAGGACUGUGAUGAAAAAUGCGACUGCAACGGCCAUGGCACGUGUCAUCAUGUCACGGGCGCGUGCACGUGCACCGACGGGUUCACAGGCGAGCACUGCAAGGAGCCACCAAAGCGCGUGUCUGUGUUUGUGAAUGAGCUGCACUACGACAACGCUGGUGAGGACGCGGGCGAAGCAAUUGAGAUUGCGGGACCAGCAGGUCUCUCGCUUGCCGGAUGGACUGUUGCCGUCUACAGCGGAACCUCAAGUGGAGCCGUGCACGUCAAGAAUGUCAUGGUGGGAAAGGCUGUGAUUCCUGAGAUGCAGGGCGGCAUGGGCGUGGUGAAGGUCUCCUUUCCCUCGAACACGUUGCAGAAUGGCGGGAGCUACGCCGACGGCUUUGCGCUUAUCGACGACACCAAUCAGGUUCUGCAGUUCCUGAGCUACGAGGGCAGCUUCGUUGCGAGCGAGGGCCCCGCAAAGGGGAUGAAGAGUGAAGACAUUGGCGUUCAGGAGAGGAGCGGCACACCGCGCGGUUACUCGCUUCAGCUCACUGGCGUUGGGUCGUCGUACCACGACUUUUCGUGGGCAUCACGCCCGCUCCCAAACACAUUCGGAGCCGUCAACACAAACCAGCGUUUCACGGGCGGUGCAGCCCUGGAAACACUCUCGUUCGUAAUCGGCGCGGGGGAGUAUUCGGACAGGCACAUUUCAACACUGUUGAGCAGUGGCGAAGACUUCACAUUGGAUGUGCUGGACCGUGUGUCCACCGCAUUGCGUGGCGUUGGCGUUUCGAAUGACGACGUGUCGAGCGUGUACAUUGUGCAAGCACGCGGUGCUGGUGUUUCGGUUCAUGUCACGUUGCAAUCAGCAGAUCUCCCUUCCUCCACGCUCAUCGUCAACAAGCUGUCGGAGUUGCGAACGCUCUCGUUUGGGGCGGAGACACUGGCGAUUCAAAGCGUCACAGAGGGCGAUGUGUGCCUGCAGGGAACGAGACGAAACCCAACGACGAACAAGUGUGAAAUGGCUGCGGCAACGACCACUCAACACCAAACGACGACGACGACCGCCACCACCACCACGGCUACUUCAAGCAGCAGCAGCAACAUGCGAUCGACACGAUCAACUACAUCAUCUUUCGUCCCGAGCAUUGAAACCACACCAACAACAACAGCAGGUGACUUCUCAACCACCACCACAUCGACCACAUCGACCACGCACCACUUGCAUUCGACCGCAUCAGCACCACCUACAUCCGCGACAGCGACAGGCCCGGUGACGAGUGGGGCUGAGCCGACAGAGACGCCUGCACAUGCUCACCACGCCCUCAGCAGAGCACAGCGCGGAGGCGUGAUGGCCGCCGUGAUUAUCGGAACCAUCAUCGUCGUUCUCGCUAUCAUCGCAUACUUGUCGAAGCGCGCUGAUGGGUCGUUCUGCCCACGACGGUCCACGCGUGGAUAUGCACGCAUGGCGGCGGCGGAAUACUUGGAGACGGAUGACGAUGAUGUGGACGUGCAUGAGCACCGCAACAGACAAUCGCUCACCAUCAACAACCCCGUCUGGGAGGGGCCAAUGGCGGACGACAGUGCUGGCGAUGGCAGCGUGUUUGAGGAAAAUGAUGACACCACCAAUGUUCACGAUGGUCAUGACGAUGACAGUGAUGAUGACACCAUGUUAACGUAGCGAUGGGUUUGAGGGACGAUGUGUGUGUGUGUGUGUUACCUUGUUUACGCGUGCGUGAUCUUAGCAAUGUUUUGUUUGGGAGCUGUCGGGUGCUCAUUGCUGACCAACCAAUGGGCUUGAGUUUGUUUGUGUUUAUGGUCAAUUACCACACCCAGCCACGCGGUGCUGUUAAGGUUGAUUAAAGCAGCAACAGUCAUUGGCAGCAUUGUGACAUGACAUUGUGGGGAAUACACAACUGACAG